AUGGUUACACAAAGAUACUCCGUUGGGGACCGACUACACGUGACGUAAGUGAAAAAGUGCGGCGCGGGCCUUUUCCAGAGUACCCGUGAGAACAGGAAGGCUUCUUUUACUUCAUCGUUCAGACAUCUAUAUCAAGCAUUAGCAUGACGUUGGAAUGAAGUGUGUACGAUCUUUCAGUUGGACGUUUAAGGUCGUGCGGGGGCAGAUACGGUUCCAACCCAUUAUUUUUAGCCGAAAACGUUACGGAGUGGCAUUAUUUGUUCAGGAUACAAAAUUGCUGGAGUGCCCUCUAACACCCUGUGAUUGCUCAUUCCUGGAACGGCCAUACCCGCGCCAUAUAUCAACCUCUUGUCUGAUCGCUGUCGAGCAGUUGGUUGACAGGGAAGAUAAAUUACUAGUGGUCUAAAAACCGUGUGGACGAUAUUACCAGGCGCGCUACCGAUGUGUUGGACGAUAUAAAGAGUAAUAUGUGUGUGUGACAGUUUAGAUUAACACCGAGUUCUAAGGAAAAUUAUGCCUUUGGGGACAAACUACGCGACCGAAGUCUCGAAAAGUCCAAAAAUGUGACAAGACAAGGACUUAAAAGUCUCACAUUUUCUGAUAUGUCCCGACAGCAUUCACACUCGAAACCUUUACAGGCCUCGUUGUGAUCUACCGGCAUAUCCCACAUAACCGGCGAAAGGAAAGAAGAAGAACUCGUAAAUAGUGCUCUCAAAGACGUACUAGUUAAAACAAAGUACUCUAACGAAUAAGUUGUGCUCGAAUUUGGGACGCCAUGAUGAAAACCAAACCUUCUUCUGUUAGAAAUCGUGAAACGUUUUCCCCCAUAAAUCAGCAAAAUUACGCUAAAAGCACAUAUAAUCUCUGUGUUGGCAAGGACUACUAAAUACCAAAAAAAUCAAAAAACUGGGGCUGGUUUUAGUUAUCGCGUGCUGCAAAACUAAACCUAGACCACCAGCUACUUUUAAUCUGUGAAAAAGAAAAAAUGGGUAAGAAAAAAUGUUAGUUCACGCCACUGCUCCGUGGAUGUCAUCAGCUUAUGAAUGAGUGCCCAUAAUUAAAACCCGUAAGAUCGUUGAAAUCACGUUAAACCGUCAUAAGUACUUCAAUUACCUCUCAUUUAUUUCCACUCUUGCAAAAUUAUGAGUAGUUCCGUGCAUGCCGCCUCCUCAUAAAUCUCUGUCAUGGAUAAUAGAAACAAGAUUAGUAGACUAAAGUGAACCCUGGAUGUGACUAUCGCAUGCUCUUCUUGGCGAAAUCUGGUCAUGCAUUCCCUGGAUGUAAAAAAGGAAGGAAAUUAUGACAGGGUGCAUUUCGACAGAAACUUUUGAAAACCGAGGUAUCAACAUGACUGGGAAAUUUUGUCGUCUCCUCAAAUAUCUAUAAAUUUGGCCGAUGCUGUAUUUUUUCUUGUGGCAGAAGGGCGUACCAAGCCUAGUCAGACGAACCUGUGCGUCCUGUUGCGCCUUUUGGAUCAAUCUGAAGUCCCUACAUUCGACUGUAUGACGACUCGGCCGGUGAUGAUGACAAUGUCCAAAAUGUGUGUCCCGAAACAGGGUGGACGCAGGGGUAUAGUCUGAAACCCUAAGACUCAGUCGUAUUACAACCAGUAGUGUAUGCAUGGCAAGCACGAAUCCCUGAUCUUCCAGACCUCAAAUUAGGUAUGCUGGCUGUUGACGGCUGAUAAGCCAAAAUGGCUGUUCCACUUUCUGUCAGCGUUGAUGGUGUCCCUUGAAUACCGUUUGUGCCUCCAGAAAUGUCUAACGCAGUUGUUCUUUUCUCUCUGCUGAUUGCGUUAGCCAGAAUAAGACGUUUGCCGGUGUAGUUAGCAAAACCAUCGGGUUCAUGAUGAACACUCCGAUUUCCACUGCGUCGCAGGUGCUGGAUUGGUUUACGACGCCAUGGACACUGGGAUCAAACAGACCGGUCCUUCUUAUGACUAAUACAAGUAUGAUUAAUCUCUGGCUUUCUCUAGUUAAACUGUUCGGGCACUCAGAAUUGCAGUCUUAUAUUAAUCUAUAUUAAUAAAAUGGAAGUUUUUUGUGUUACCGUUAAUCUCGGAAACUAAUACACCGACUGAGAUGAGAUUUGGACACCACCUUGCCUGCGCAUAGAGCCGGGUUUUAUGUCUACCAUCAUAAGUACGCAGAGGGAAAGCCUGUGAUAUGUAAAAAACAUGUUUUUUAUAGCAUAACAACGCCAUCUGCUGACGCGCUGGCCUAUGGCCACUUGACCGGCAUCCACUUGGACACACGUGCGCCCACCGAACCACUUGACUGACAUACGCUCAAACGCACGUGCUCACUCCGACGGCCGCGCUCGCCCUACCCCACUCCCUGCAGAUCCUUGAACAUUCCCUCCCCCUCCCCGCUAGGCCGAUGUAAUAUGGGCCGCUGGGUAAACCACUUAGGAAAAAAACGAUAUGCUAAUUCUGGGCUUCACUUGAACUUGCCGCUCAACACACAUAACCCGGCUGUCACCGCUUAGGCUGAGAUUCUCGGGCGUGACUCCGUCAGUUGUCUCAUCGAUACAUUGUGGAUAUGUACGCAAAAAUCGAAGCGGAACGCCUGCUUUCAUUCGAUUGAGUCAGACCAAGCUGUGCUCUGAGGAAUCCAUUAAUUUGCGUGAUGCAGUUGUAAACAACGGUAAUACAACCAACGUUGGAAGACUAACGGUUUUGCCAUUCAGAUAUGCAGGCAGUCCACGUCAUAUGCAUGAGUACGCUCAAGUCAAAAUUGCUUAUGUUCGUCCGUACAGGCGUCCAGGCCUAUUCAUUGCAUUUACAUGCAAUCCCGCUUGGGGAGUAUUUAACAGCUCUUACUUCCUGGGCAGUCGCUGGUGGAUAGGCAUAACAUCACAGCACGUGUUUUCAGGCAGAAGAUGAAAUCACUGAUAAACGUCGCGCUAAAAGUCGAGGUGUUCGGGCUUGUGCGCUGCUGGAUGUAUUCGGUGGAAUGACAAAAGAGGGGAUUGCUCCACGCACAUAGCUUUGUCUGGUUCUACAACAGGAUCACCUACGACGAAGUCGGAGAUGUAAUAUGCGCCGAAUUACUUGACGUUAAAGUCGAAAAGGAUUUGCACGAAGUUGUGGCGAUGAAUAUGAUACAUGGACCUAGCGGUAUAUAAACCCCUAAUUUCCCGUGCAUGAUAGACGGUAAAUGCUCUACCAGAUAUCCUCGGGCAUUCAUAUGCGACACAAUUACCGGAAAGGAUGGAUAUACCUUAUACAGAAGACGGUGGCAAAUUGGCAAUCCGUACAACUGCGAACCGGUGACAUACAAGUAUAUAACCGUUGGAUUGUUCCAUAUUCGCCCUUGCUUUUAAAAGCAUACAAAGCGUACAUAAGCGCGGAAUACUGCAAUUUCAUGAAAUCAAUUAAAUACGCUUGCAAGUACGUAAAUAAAGGCAGUGCCAUGGCCGUUUUCUGGCCUGUGACCCGAAAGGCGAGAAAGGAGAUGCGGACAUACAACUCAAUGAAAUCGUACAGUUGUGCCGAGGCGCCAGACUAUCUUGCCUUUCCCUACCUGUUCCUCAUUCUUGAACUUACUGGUUGUUUAACUGAAUGGAAUGAACACAACACGACGCGACGCGCUUGGCAUGAGUGGGAUUGUCAGGUCGUUUGACUUUUGAUUAUUAAUUCUUCCAUAACUCUGGUCUUAUCCUGAUUUUUAUAGUCUGGGAUUGACGGUUCUGUCUUUAACGCUCGCGACAGCGGUGACCCUUUGACGUUCACGCUUAUACCUUCAAUUAGUCGACUUCCAAUUUGCAUACCGCCCGUUUGCCUUCUUUCUUUCUACAAUCACGUCCUCUACGAAUUCCAAUGAUCCCACUUCUUCUCUCAGUGGACUUGUUUCUUCCCUCCCAGACUUUUGGCAAAAUGCGCCAGAACUUUAUUUUUUCCGUAUUGAGGCGACCUUUCACUCCGCCAAGAUUACACGUGAAACCAAAAAGUUUUAUAAGCUGGUCGAGGCCCUCCCUCCCACCAUUCUUUCUCAAGUGCAGACGCUUCUGAGAGAUCCCCCGACCGAUGCUCCUUACACCAAGUUAAAGGCUGAACUUCUUCGCCUGACAUCAGUCUCCGAUAGGCAGCGUUAUCACGCACUAGUAAAAGAGGAGGCCUUAGGUGAUCGCAAGCCGUCGGAACUCUUGCGUCGCAUGCGUUCUCUGGUUGGGAACAUGAAAAUCGACGACAAGUUCUUUACAGAGAUGUUCUUAGAACGUCUGCCGACGUCUGUACAAACAAUCUUGGCCUCUGGCUCCGACGACAUAGAAAUAUCAAAGUUAGCGGAGAUGGCUGAUCGUAUGAUGGAGGUUGAGCGUUUGUCAUCCCCGACGAUUGCUCAGGUGUCUCAGCCUCUCAACGUGUCCACCUCUGACCUUGCUGAACUAAAGACGCAGAUUGCCCAGUUGUCAGCGACUGUUGCCGCUUUGCAGCUGCGCCGAUUCCCCGGUCCCUCUCGACGUUCCUUCGGUCGUGACCGUCGUCGUUCCCGCUCUCGCCCCAGGACCGCCAACCUAUGUUGGUAUCAUGUCAACUAUGGCGAUAAGGCGCGGCGCUGUGUCCCACCCUGCUCCUUCAAGUCCACGCAGGGAAACUCCUCGGCCGGAGAGUAAAUGCGGCCGAGCUCUCUGGCAACUCUACGGGUCGCACAUUUUACGUGAGUGAAAACACGAGUGGCAGGCAUUUUUUAGUCGACACUGGCGCUCAGAUUAGUGUUAUCCCUCCCACGCCAGCCGACCGACGUUGCCCAAACCAUGGUCUUUACCUUCAGGCCGUAAACUCAUCCCCCAUUACAACCUUUGGAUUUCGAUCCCUCUCCCUGGAUAUCGGCCUCCGGCGAUUAUUCCCCUGGAUAUUUGUGGUUGCUGAUGUUCCCACUGCUAUCCUUGGUGCUGAUUUUUUGGCCGCCUUUGACCUUCUGGUGGAUUGCAGACAACUUCGCCUCCAUGAUCGCGCAACUACCCUCACUGUCAAAGGAUUUCCUCCAUCCUCAGUUUCUAAUCAGCUCUUCGUCCUUGACCCAAACCCUGACUGUCCAUUUCGUAGACUUUUAGCGAAAUAUCCUACCCUCACUAAGCCCCAUUUUUCUGACACCUUAUUUCCCCAUGAUAUUGUUCAUCACAUAAAAACGACUGGUCCUCCCGUUUUUUCUCGUCCCCGCCGUCUUGCUCCCGCGCGUCUUGCGGCUGCUAAAGCAGAAUUUGACCACAUGCUGCAACUAGGGAUUAUUCGACAGUCUGACAGUCCCUGGGCAUCUCCUUUGCACAUGGUUCCUAAACCAAAUACGGAUGAUUGGCGUCCUUGUGGCGAUUAUAGAGCCCUAAACAAUAUCACUAUGCCCGAUCGGUACCCCGUUCCUCAUCUUCAGGACUUUGCCGGAGCACUUUUCGGCAAAACCAUUUUCUCGAAGAUCUAUUUGGUGCGGGCUUUUCAUCAAAAUCCGAUUGCGGCUGAGGACAUUCCCAAAUCGGCAGUGACGACUCCUUUUGGCUUGUUUGAGUUCCUUCGUAUGUCAUUUGGUCUCCGAAAUGCCUCAUAAACUUUCCAACGUUUCAUUGACCGUGUUUUACGUGGCCGUCCAUUUGUUUAUGCGUAUAUUGAUGAUGUUCUCGUCGCCAGUCGAGAUGUGGAUGAACAUCUCCAUCACCUUACCCUGCUUUUCGACCGAUUUCAGCAGUUUGGUGUCACCCUGCAUCCUUCCAAAUGUGUCCUAGGAGCCACUUCUCUUGAGUUCUUAGGUCACCUGAUAGACUCGAACGGCUUUCGGCCUCUUCCCUCAAAAGUUGCCGCCAUUCGGGACUUUCCACCCCCUACCUCGAAGCGUCAGUUGCAACGGUUUCUUGGUAUGGUGAACUUUUACCGCCGGUUUCUCCCGAACUGUGCCGAUACCAUCCUACCUCUGACCAAUCGCCUCUCAGGUCCCAAACGCACCUUUGAACUUACAUCAGCCGCACUCACGUCAUUUGAGCAGGUAAAAGACCUUCUGGCUGACGCCACCCUCCUGACUCACUUUCACGCUGAUGCACCCAUAUCUUUGAUGGUCGAUGCCUCCAAUGUUGCUGUUGGCGCGGUUCUUCAACAAAGUCUGCCGGACUGUACCGUGCCUUUGGCUUUCUUCUCCAAGAAACUACCCAAAGCCGAAACCCGCUACAGCACAUUCGGACGUGAACUUCUCGCCGCUUAUCUUGCCGUAAGGCACUUCCGGCAUUUACUCGAAGGUCGAGAGUUCACAAUUUUCACUCAUCAUAAACCACUCACGUUUGCAAUACAUUCCCAUUCUGACAAGCUAAGCCCCCGGGAGAUCCGUCACCUGGACUACAUUUCGCAGUUCACUUCAGACAUCCGCCAUAUUGACGGGUCAAGGAAUGAGGUGGCUGACGCACUGUCCAGGCCCUCUAUUGCUCAUCUUCAGCUUUCACCCGGGAUAGACCUCGCUGAAAUGGCCGCUGAACAACGCCGUGUCGGUCCACCCAGUGAUGAGGAUGUUUCCGGACUCCAACUUCAGGAACUACCACUGACAACUGGCAACGGCACCAUCUUAUGCGACGUAUCCACCCCUUCCCAUCGUCCAUUUGUGCCUCCAUCUCUCCGCCGCAAAGUUUUCUCCUCCCUGCACAAUCUGUCUCACCCCGGGAGUCGAGCAACCGACAAGCUGGUUUCCGACCGCUUCGUCUGGCCUGGUAUGCACAAGGACCUGAAGACAUGGACACGGGCUUGCAUUGCCUGUCAACGGAGCAAGAUCCAGCGGCACAACAAGGCCCCCAUUGGUACCUUCCCCGGCCCUGGUGCAAGGUUCAGCAACGUUCACCUGGACAUUGUAGGCCCCCUGCCUCUGUCCAAUGGUUGUUCCUAUCUCCUCAGCUGUGUGGAUCGGUUCACUCGGUGGCCUGAAGCAAUUCCCCUGCCUGACAUUGCUGCUCCAACGGUGGUCAAGGCUUUUCUCAGUCGUUGGGUUGCUAUCUUUGGUGCACCCUCCACAAUCACGACUGACCGUGGUGCCCAAUUUGAGUCUAACCUCUUCCAGUCUUUACUCUCCUUUUUAGGCUGUACCCGCAUUCGGACGACAGCCUAUCACCCGGCUGCUAACGGGAUGGUCGAGCGGUUUCACCGCCAGCUGAAGGCCUCCCUACGCGCCGCGGCCGAUCCGGAGAACUGGACGGACCACCUUCCCCUGGUCCUCUUGGGCAUCCGCUCCGCUCUGAAGCCGGACCUUGAUUGUUCCGCAGCUGAACUGGUGUUCGGUGCCACCGUCCGACUCCCCGGUGAGAUGAUCUCGCCAAACCCACAAGGUGCGGUUGAGGAUCCCACCAACCUCCUGCAUCGCCUCCGGCGGUUUAUGCGGAGACUUUCUCCGGUUCCUCCCAGGUCCUCCGCCUCUCCGUCUUAUCUCGAGAAGGACUUGGCAACGUGCUCUCACGUCUACCUCCGAUGUGAUCGAGUCCGCCGGCCUCUGGAACCGCCCUAUGGCGGCCCAUUUCGGGUGCUCUCUCGCGGGCCGAAGACUUUCCGCAUUCAGCGCGACAAUCGUGAAGAGGUCGUGAGUGUGGACCGCCUCAAGGCUGCCGUCCCUGACAUUCCUCCGGAUGAGCCCUGUGGUCCUCAACCUUCUGCUUCCCCCCACGGAGCCUCUAUUCCACCGUCCCGUAUUUUCCCUCUGCCCUCCUGUCCGCCAUCUCCGACUGCCACCACCAACUCCAACACAUCCGCCACCAGAUUUAUUCACUCUUCUACGGACCCUGUAUAUAUCACUCGUAGUGGUCGACAUGUACACUUUCCUGAUCGGUUGGUCACGCAUUUCUUUUAG
Spirometra erinaceieuropaei is the source of this 7805-nucleotide messenger RNA. The record is from the annotation of a GenBank genome assembly. Lineage: Eukaryota; Metazoa; Platyhelminthes; Cestoda; Diphyllobothriidea; Diphyllobothriidae.